Messenger RNA from Magnolia sinica, 804 nucleotides. RefSeq lists its product as uncharacterized. The record is from RefSeq and is a predicted model, not a curated record. Lineage: Eukaryota; Viridiplantae; Streptophyta; Magnoliopsida; Magnoliales; Magnoliaceae. Bases 1 to 804 code for a protein of 267 amino acids. The transcript has a single exon.
AUGGGCUCGCGCAUCCUGGGCCCAUGGUCAGUAGGUGACGAUUUCAAUAUGGUCCUAACCACAACAGAGAGACAAAGCAAUAGAAGCCAGGAUUUGGGCAGCAACACGGAAUUUGCUGAUGCUAUGGAUCUCGCGGGAUUGAUCGAUGCGGGAUUUAGCAGAAACAGGUUCACUUGGAGCAACAAUCAAGCGUAUAGAUCCCGGGUUUGGGCGCGUUUAGACAGGGUUUUUUGCAAUGGAAGCUGGAUUAAUGUCUUUUCCGGAUUCCACAUCAAGCACCUCCCUCACGUCAACUCCGACCAUUGCCCUUUGCUCUUUCUUUUCCCCCCUAUCAGGCACUCCUUGCCUAAGUCCUUUCGUUUUCAGCGAAUGUGGACCUUACAUCAGGAGUACCCCAAUAUAAUCAUGCAGGCUUGGAGGGAAGAUCUUUCUGAUCUACCUUUGACAAAUCUCAUGCUGAAAAUGCGAAAGGUGAAGAUCCAUCUGAAAGAGUGGAAUAAGUCAGUUUUUGGCAACAUUUUUCAACAACUCAAAACGGUGGAACAGUCCAUUGCUAGGUUGGAAGAGCAAGAUCAAGCAUCGCAGCAAAUCAGCCAGGAGGAUCUCCUUAAAGCUAGAAAACACCUUGAGCAUCUAGAAUUGGCUGAAGAAAUUUUUUGGAAACAAAAAUUCCGCAACAAUUGGUUGAAGGAAAGCGACCGAAAUACAAAGUAUUUUCACAUGUCAGCCACAAUAAGAUCAGGAGGGCUAGUAUUGAGGAAAUUCAGCUGGAAUCUGGCAUCCCCACCUCAGACCCAAAGAUGA